AUGUGCUGGCCCUUCGCCGACAUCUGGCUCGAGACGCCACCUUCAUCGCCGCCACCGCCGCCUCCGAAGAGACCCCAUCGCCGCCGGGAGACAAGAAAGAUCUUCGUUCCUUCCGAACCUGCCAAACACUUCGCCACCACCAAUUCUCGAUCUCGCAACGAGCACAAGGUCAUCGCUGCAAAACGAUCAGCACACACUUCGUUCAACAUCAACAUGACCGCCACGGCCGAAGACGAUAGUGGCAGUGAGCCUGAUCACUGGCCUGACGACGCCACCGGUCUCGAACACGUCGCAAUCGCGGCUCCAGGCUACAACUCCCACAAUGCCCUGCGCUCACAAUCUUACGUCGCUGCCAAAAGCCCCUCAGUCGCCCCUUCCAAGGCCCCUUCCAAAGCAGCUUCCUCGCCCAAAUUCGAACCCGUCCAGCAACAAGCAGUCUACUACCAAGGCCCAGCCUUCUCAGCUUACCAUCAACCUCAGUACACUUACGCUCCACAGCCCCGGCCCCAGCCCUACGCCUACCCGUACCCGCAAGCCUACUACGGAUACCCAACCGCACCAGUCUAUCCGCCCCAGCAAAUGGCGAACUAUCACGUUUACCAACCUCAAUACGCCGCUCCUCAACAGCCUCGGCCGUAUGAGUGGAAGGGUCGCACCAAGAAGCAGGUCGAGGAGGAUAAUAUGAUUCUUGCGGCUAAAGUCGGCGCGUAUGAUAAGCGUAAGGUUGUACCCACGGGUGUUAAGGAUGAGCAGAUGAUGUGGUGUGUUGAGACUGAUGGGUCGCAUACUUUGCGUACCUUCGUCUCCAUCAAGGGACUCAAGGGCGAGUGGAAGAAGGACCCGAGGUUUGAGGAGAGCUACUACUUUGUGCGUGGGGAGGGAGAGAAGAAGGAGGAGACCAGAGGGGAGAAAAAGGGUGGCAAGAUGUGA
This is a messenger RNA of Recurvomyces mirabilis, 930 nucleotides long. RefSeq lists its product as uncharacterized. The transcript is spliced from 3 exons. The record is from RefSeq and is a predicted model, not a curated record. The coding region runs from base 1 to 930 and encodes 309 amino acids. NCBI's taxonomy places the organism in Eukaryota, Fungi, Ascomycota, Dothideomycetes, Mycosphaerellales, Teratosphaeriaceae.